AUGGCCACCCUUGCACAGAAAUAUAUACCGCUAGAGGUUAUCGGAAAAGGCUCUUUCGGCACCGUUCGAAAGGUUCGCCUGAAGGAGACCGGCGAGAUCUUGGUAAGGAAAGAGAUCGAGUACACCUCCAUGAGCACUCAAGAAAGAAACAAUAUCAUAUCAGAGCUACGCAUUCUUCGAGAGCUUAAUCACCCCAACGUUGUAAAGUACUAUCACCAUGACCAUUUGCCAGAAGAGAAAGUCAUUCACAUCUAUCAAGAGUACUGCGAUGGAGGUGACUUGAGCAAAGUGAUCUCCACGUUUAAAAAAAAUGGUGACACUGUUCCUGAGGGAUUCGUCUGGGAAGUCAUGACCCUGACUCUCCUAGCACUACAUAGGUGUCAUUAUGGUAUAGACGUGAAAAAGGUUGAUCUUUUCCGUGGCCUGGACCAGACCUCUGAACCGCAUGUGGAUUCUGAAACUGUCAUCAUUCAUCGUGAUAUAAAGCCCGACAACAUUCUCAUGCUUGAUUCUGGUAAAACCAUCAAGCUUGGCGACUUUGGCCUUGCAAAGAUGCUCACCUCCCAAAAUGAUUUCGCCAAAACCUACGUGGGCACGCCUUACUAUAUGUCACCAGAGGUCUUGAUGGACAAUCCAUACUCACCUGUCUGCGACAUCUGGUCACUAGGAUGUGUCCUAUACGAGCUUUGUAACUUGCAUCCUCCAUUUAGGGCUUCAACGCACUUGCAAUUGCAGGCAAAAAUAAAGAAAGGUGUCAUUCCAGAAUUGUCUCCUCUAUACUCCCAGCAGCUUCGCAAAAUCAUAAGUGAUUGUAUCACCGUCGACCCCGAAAUGCGUCCAACAUGCUACGACCUAUUGGAAACAUUGUCGGUGAAGAUGUUUCGCAAGGAGAUGGAACUCAAGACAGCUAGUGCCACCCUCAAUGAAUUCCAAAAACAGCUACUUAUUAAGCAUGAGGAGCUCAAAAAAACAGAAGCAUCUCUUAAAGACAUCGAGGAAAAAGUGAAUAAAGAUAAAGAAGAUCUCGAAGCGAAGUUCAGAAGUUUCGAAAGAUUAGCCCAAGUACGCAAGAAUGAGCUUCAGGACGACUAUUCAAUGUUGCAAAAGAAAUGUGACCUACAGAAAAGACAGUUUGAGGAGGAGCUCACGCUUGAAUUUGAAUCUCGCAAAAAAGCUAUGGAUUUGGAGGCAAAGGAGAUGAGACUCAAUUACCAGCGUGAGUUUAAACAUGUUGUGGAACACGAAGUACAGCAGAGACUUUCGGAGAUCUUACAACGCAGAAAAAGUCUGGACCCUGAACAACAAUUGACCAGAAAGAAGAGUGAUUCAUCAGCCUCAUCAUUUGAGCGGAAAGCUAAACCAAGGGGCCUCGUGAGCUUCUUGAAGAAUUCCCACAAGCAUCAAUACUACCAUGGUACGCCACCUCCAAGCUCUCCAAAGCGUUCACCAUUAAAAGCAAAGAACGUUGAAUGGGAUGCGGAGAUGCAUGCAAAGUUAUCUCCAGUCAGAGCCCAGCCAGCGCCUCUGAAUUAUAAAAAGCGUGUCACCGACGAGUUUGAACGGUUGACUCUACAAAAGCGGCAUGUUCCUGAGUUUGAGGAACAAUAUCUAAGGAAAAAUUACCGGCAUUAG
Messenger RNA from Candidozyma duobushaemuli, 1632 nucleotides. RefSeq names its product serine/threonine protein kinase (gene KIN3). Gene Ontology annotation, cellular component: cytoplasm; centrosome; nucleus. Bases 1 to 1632 code for a protein of 543 amino acids. The record is from RefSeq and is a predicted model, not a curated record. NCBI's taxonomy places the organism in Eukaryota, Fungi, Ascomycota, Pichiomycetes, Serinales, Metschnikowiaceae. Gene Ontology annotation, biological process: protein phosphorylation; chromosome segregation. Gene Ontology annotation, molecular function: ATP binding; protein kinase activity. The transcript is spliced from 2 exons.